This is a messenger RNA of Pseudogymnoascus verrucosus, 1040 nucleotides long. RefSeq lists its product as uncharacterized. The record is from RefSeq and is a predicted model, not a curated record. The coding region runs from base 169 to 933 and encodes 254 amino acids. Lineage: Eukaryota; Fungi; Ascomycota; Leotiomycetes; Thelebolales; Thelebolaceae. The transcript has a single exon.
GGUAAUGCAGACACCGAUGGCCGGUUUUGUGGCUUCGAUUUGGUUUUGUGGCACUGACAUUCGUGUGGCUGAAAAGUCUCGGGAUGUGUCUACACAUGGGAAUUGAUGAUACAACGGCAACAGAUCUAGCCAAUCCACUAACCUUCCCUGGGUUAUCUUACGAUAAAAAUGUCGAACGCACACAUAUCAGUUUCUAUCAAUCCUCUGAUGGUGCCACUAAAGCGUGCCCAUAAGGCUGAAGGCUCCUAUGUCAAGCACGGAACAGGUCGCCAAGUUCACAGAGAGGUUGAGGCUAUGGAAUUUGUUCGCCAACAUACAUCUAUUCCCAUCCCCUCCGUUUUCGAAACAUAUGUCGACGAGAACGAUGAGAGUCGAAGCAGCUGGUUCUCUAUGAGCGUGAUUCCUGGAAGUCCUCUCACGGAUGCUUGGCCCAGCAUGAACGAGGAAGCACGCACAGCGACCCAGGCAGAUCUUCGCAGCUACCUCGACGAACUACGGACCGUGCCGUCUCCGACGCCAGCCUCCAUCGGGUCUUGUAGCGGUGGUUCAGCAUACGACCAUCGCCUCAACAAUGGCCAUCCUUGUGGACCCUUCGCUUCAGUAUCGGAUUUUCACGAUUUUCUUGUGGUCCCUGUGGCCAGAUGUCCUCGGAAAGAGCUUGUUAAACACUAUCGCCAACAACCUGCAGAUGAUCAGGGGGUUGUUUUUACCCACGCUGAUCUGUGUGGGGAUCAUAUAUUUGUCGAGCCAACAACUGGAAAGGUCACUGGGAUCAUUGACUGGGAAAUGGCUGGUUGGUGGCCUGCAUAUUGGGAGUAUACUAAAUCACGGUUUGGCAGUAGAUACCAAACAUGGUGGAAGACACUGGUAGCUCAUGUUUUGGACCCAUACGAGCGUGAGUUUCAGAUUGAAGAUGAUCUGCAGCAGUUCUGAGUGAAGACGUAUCAUUGUAUAAUUCAUUAUAUAAUUUAAUCUGGUUCAAUUACGACGUCCAUGAAUAUUGUUUCUUAGGGAGCAAGAAUAACAGUAGUAGUUAGUAG